Molecule: messenger RNA, 4281 nt
Organism: Funneliformis geosporum
Lineage: Eukaryota; Fungi; Glomeromycota; Glomeromycetes; Glomerales; Glomeraceae
Source: the annotation of a GenBank genome assembly
AUGAAAUCUUUGUUAUUGAAUUUGGUAAGUAUUUUAGGUAAUUUUUCAUAUGAUCAGAUUAAUUUAUCAGAUAGGCGAUUAACAGAAAGAAUCAUUGCAGAAUCACUUAAUGUUAUUCCAAUAGCCACAUCGGGUGAUGUGCCUAAGGCGAGAAGUCUUCAUACACAUAUCAACACCGGAACGAGUCUUUUUGUUUUCGGCGGUAAAUUUGACAAUCCUGAAGAUAAACUAGAUGGAAACAUUUAUAUGCUCGACAUAGGUUCAAAGUAUGUUUGGAGCAAACCAACAAUCACAGGAAAUCUUCCUGGAGGAAGAUAUGGUCAUACAUCUACAGCAAUUGGAACAAAAAUAUAUAUUUUCGGUGGUCGAAAUGAUGAAAAAUAUUUAAAUGAUUUAAUAUAUUUUGAUAUCAAAAACUUCAAAUCAAUUAAGAAAAAAAAUAAAUUAAAGUUCACUUUAAGUAAAGGAAAUAAUAAUUCAUCUGUAUGGAAUUUUAUUGUUCCGGCAAAUUCUUCACCACCUGCAAGGAUUGGACAUAUUUCUUGUAAUUAUGAUGAUAAAAUUUAUAUAUUUGGUGGGAGUGAUGGAGAAAAAUAUUAUAAUGAUACAUGGUGUUAUGAUAUAAAAGAAAAUACAUGGAAAGAGUUAUCUUGUACAGGUUACAUACCAGCUCCACGAGAGCUACAUAGCGCAACAAUUAUAAAUGAUGUUAUAUACACUUUUGGCGGAAGAACAAAAGAAGGAACUGAAAUUAAGGAAUUAGAAGAUUUGUGCGCUUUUCGAAUAUCAAAUUUAAGAUGGCACAAGUUCCCGAAUCUUGGUCCAUCUCCAAGUCCUAGGUAUAGUCUUAAUAUGACGGCGUCUCACGAUAAAAUAUGUGUCUUUGGUGGUGAUUGUUCUCAACCGCCAAAAAUAGACGAAGAUGGGAUAAUACAUAUUUUAGAUACUUCAAAAAUAAAAUUUCCAAGUGGAAUUCAAAAAAAAGAUUUUGCUCAACGAGAAAAUACGGGAAAUAUGACUGCUUUGCCACCUCCAGAUUCACCACCAACAAUGUCACAACCAAAAGUUAUCAACAGCAAAAUAAUAAUACAAACAGGCAGAGAAUCAUCUCUCCCACAAAGACCUCCUUCUUCAAAAGGAAGGUUAUUUGAAAAUGUGAAUUCUUUUCGACAAGAUGAUUCGCCUACUAAUUCUGAAAUUAGUUCAUAUGAAUUGCAAACAAUAAAUGCAGCUCAAACACAACAGCAACAAGAAUUUCGGUCAUCAGGGGAAAUAAUUCGUAAGAACUUAAUAGAAUAUAUAGUUACAGGGGAUAUCAAUAAGAAUGAUUUGACAGGAUAUAAUAGUAAUCCUUCGUUACCAUUACCUAUUAAGUCAAGUAUUAACAUUAAUGCUUGGUCAAACCCUAUACAGGACAUGUCAAUUAAACGAGAUUUUUUUGAGGUUCAAAAUUCAAUUCCGGAAGAUUCAAUAAUGACCACAAAUGAAAGUCCUAAUAUGCGAAUUUUUCUCGAUAAUCAGCGAAGAAUUUCACAUCGACGAACAACUUCACAAGAAUUAUCAAUCUCAUCACCAAGAGUCUUAACACCGAGGAGAAUCUCAGUUGAUAGUAAGCCUACAACACAAGAAUUAUCAUUAGGGCCUUCACAGAGACAAUUUCCUAUCAGAAGAGCUUCCGCAGAUAAUUAUAAAACAACUAAACAAAUAACAGAAUUUCCUUCAGGACGAAAAUCUAGCGAUAAUCAAAGGACAAUGACACCAAUUAUUGAAUCUCCCUCGAGGACAACCUUUGCUGAUAAUCAAAAAAUUAUUACGUCGACGAUUGAACCUUCUUCGAAAAUAACUGUUGAUAAUCAAAAAUCUACAUUUGUAAUGGAAUCACCCUCAAAAAUUACUUUGAUUGAUAAUCAGAGGAUAAUAACUCCAAUAAUGGAAAUUCCCUCGGACACAACAUUCGUUGAUAAUGAAAUAACAAGUACGCCAAAAACGGAAUCUCCCUCACACACCCCAAUAAUGGAAAAUCCCUCUACCACAACUUUUGUUGUUAAGGAAAGAACAAUCACACCAAUAACAGAAUCUUCCACGAAAUCAAGCACAACAUUUGUUGAUAAUGAAAGAACAAUUACACCAAUAGUAGAAUCUCCUACCGAAACAACAUGGACAACUUUGGUUAGUAAUCAAAGAACAACCAUACAGACAACUGAAGUUAAUUCAUUAAAUAUUUCGAUUGAUAAUCGAAAACUUGCUUCACUCUUUGAAGAACAUCCCUCGAUAAUAUCGGUUGGAAGUCAAAAAACCACACAAAUAACAGAAUUACCUUCAUGGCAAACUUCUACUGAUAAUAAAAUGGAUUCGCCGAUAACAGGAUUUGCUUCAACCACCACCGACUCAACGUUGACUAUGCCAGAAUCAUCAAUAAUUUCUGAACAAAAGGAAUUAGUUUCAAGUGAAGCUACAAGAAAUACGACAAUGGACGUUAGUGAAAAUAAUACCGAGAAAAUUAAAAACAUCCAAAAUGUUACGAGAAAUGAUAGUUCAACUACUUCAAUUGAUAAAUUUGCUAAACGGUGUUCAUCAGAUUCUUUGACAUCGUCAUCGUCAAAUCAAAGCAAUCAUUCAUUAUCAAAUCGUCGGAAUGGAAAAGACACUCGUCCACGUGGUGCUAGGCCCAUGGGUGCCAGCAGACCAAAUAAUAGUUCUCCAUUACACAUAAGAACAGAUUCCGAUCAAUUAAAUCGAAAUAGUUUGAUAAAAUUACAAGAAUCAUUGACACAUUCAUCUAGUAAUGGUACAAAUACUCCGGAUAAUUUAUCAGUUGCUUCAUUGCGAAGUGGACAUUUUGUUUUUAAUGAUGAAGAAAAUACUCGAGUACGAUCAUCAUCACAGUCGAAAUUACCAAAAUCUUCUAUCUCGGAUGUCAAACCGAAUAACGAUGAUAGUGGGAAUGAAAAAGCACAUCAUGAAAGUGAAAGUGACGGUUCAAUAUGUGAAAACGAUGAUAUCAUGACAACAUCGUCGAAGACGGAUGAUAGUAUUGUUUCUCAAUCACCUAAAAUAGAUGUCACCGAAAAGGUUUCAGAUAUAUCUCAUCCAAAUAUGGAUGGUGAAAAUUUAAAACAGGAAUUUGAACAUCAUCAGUCAAAUAUAGAAGAAUUUAAACAACGAGAAUCAUGGUUUAAAGCUGAACUGGAUUCGGCACGUAAAUCAGGAUUUACACCUGAUCUAUAUGACGACGGGAAUAAAGAAGAUGGAGGUGCAGUGGAAAAAGUCGAACAAAUGUUAAUUAAUGGGAGAGAUGAUGAUGAAGUAUACAAUGCAGAACAAAGGAGAGUUAUGGAAUCGAUCGUACAAAUUCAACAAAGGUUAUUGAAUGCAAAAGCGAAGAUAUCAAAUCAAGCACAGGUCGUAUCACAAAAACUUUCAUCAUCAGAACGAGCAAGAUCGACAGCGGUAAAUGAGGCAAAUUAUUUUAGGACGAAAUUAGAUACUUUGGUCAAAUUAUCUGAAUCCAAAUUUUCAAAUGUUGAACUAAGUCAAACAAAAGAAUUGGAAAAACGAUUGAUUAAGACAUUAACGGAAAAUAAAUUGUUAAAAGAUCAAUAUCUUGAAUUGUGUCAACUAUCAAAUUUAGAAAAAACCACAAAAAAAUCGGUUAAUGAUCAAAUACAAAUUGAUAUAUCAAGAGCCGAAAGUACCGAAAAAGCAAGCGAUAGAGUCCUAGCCAAAUUAGCCGCCUUAAGGUUAAAAGCUGCCACAUCCGAGUCUCAAUUAGAAAAAUCAAAUAAACAAUUAACAAAGGUAAAUAAUGAAAUAAAUUUAUUUAAGAAAGAAAAUUCCAAUGAUAGAUUGAAAAUGAAAAGUCUACACUCGAGUUUGGAUCAUCAUCAUCAAGUUUAUGAACAAGUUAGUAGUGCAGUAUUGAUAGCCAAUGAAAGAGCUGAAGAAGCCGAAAAAUUAUGGAAACAAUCUAGAAAUGAUAUUUUGAAAUUAGAAAAAGAAGUGAUAGGAUUAAAAAAUGAACUGGAAAGUAAAACGAGAGAAUUGGAUCACGCUGUUGACAGAGUUGAUGAAGUUGAAAGAUUAUUAGGUAAAGUACAAAAAGAAGGUUUGGUGGUUAGAAAUAUGAUGCAAGAAGGAAUGACUGAAUUAUUAAAUAUUAGUUGGUGGGAUAAAGUUAGUAAUAAUGUUUGGGAAAAUGCUAAAAUUAGAAGACUCGAAGAAGAAUUAGCUCUUCUUAAAAAUUCUCAAGAUGAUGAUAAUAUUAUAAAAUUAUAUGAAUGA